Molecule: messenger RNA, 4227 nt
Organism: Ictalurus furcatus (blue catfish)
Lineage: Eukaryota; Metazoa; Chordata; Actinopteri; Siluriformes; Ictaluridae
Gene: fgd
Product: faciogenital dysplasia
Exons: 19
Coding region: 256-2964 (902 amino acids)
Biological process (GO): filopodium assembly; cytoskeleton organization
Cellular component (GO): cytoplasm
Molecular function (GO): metal ion binding; guanyl-nucleotide exchange factor activity
Source: RefSeq, a predicted model, not a curated record
AGCAGUCUCUCUACAGGAAACCGGACGGAGCCGGGGGAAGGACUGAAUGGAUCGAUGCGCAAAUUAAAGAAAGGAAAAAGGGGCUUGACUCUGGAAGCGUAUUUAGUGCCUCAGUUUUUUCUCAGUACAUCAGCGCGUCUCUCCACUACAGCGGGCCAACAGUGUGUAGCAAAUGGAGAAAGCAAACAGGAAAGUUUGACGUUUAUUCGACCCUGACUGAAAUAGAGUGGGAAAAGUGUAAAACAUUACUGCUUCAUGAUAGAAGACAGUUUGCUCGGAAAGAUGCAGGGAAUCCCAGCAACCGACCUCUCAUCCUCGCUCGUACAGUAUUCCUGUGGAUCAUUGGAUUUGGUGUUGAAAAAGAAAACCUCACCUCUUCCCAGAUCAUGUCACAAACACCUUCUUGGGAAGCCUUGCCACGAUCCCUCAGCUGCACAGAGAAAGCCAACAUCACAGAGACCUCAAGUGCCCCCUAAGCCCACACAUCUUCAGGCUUUGCGGCAGGACAAGUGGACACAGCAAAUCCCUCCGGCACCUUGUCGCCCUCUCCCAGUCCCUCCUCCCAAACCCAAAAGGCUCACAUCACCGCAGCAGAAACAUCCUGCCAAGAGUGUGUGUCUCCUCAUUGACAAGUUUGAAAACUCCAGGGCCCCAAUUCUGGGAGUCCAACCCAAAAGUGCACUCCGGUUGCACCUGAGGAUGGAGGUUCCAGAGCCUGAAAUCACAGAACAGCCUCAGCUUAAUAAGUCAGAGGUGAACGAGUCUGGGAACACAUUCAUCAUGGAUGAAAUUGCCCUUAAAAAGGAUAUGGAAUUGCCUGCUUUAGACUUUUUAAGAAUAGACUGUGUCAGUGACACAGUCAGUCGAGACAAACUUGACCAAGAGUGCCACAGUGGGGAUUUGGACGUUAAUCACAGUGAUUCUGAUGAUAACCACAACAAUGGAGAGCAUACAGUUAAAGACCAAGGACAUGAUGUUGGAAGUUUAAUAGGUGGCCCAUGUGCAGGGCAGGUUAACAAUGUGACAGAGGCAAGCGGAAAGAUUCCAAAUCGUGACAGCGGAAUAGACAGCCCGUCCUGCGGAGCCGAGGGAGAGGCAUUUCCAAAUGAGGUCCCCAUUGAAGAGGAAGAAAGGAACGACAGCAUAGCCACAGAAACAGAGAGUGUGUCAUGUGUCACCACUAGCAAUAAGCGGGACUCAACACAAGAUGAAGAUAGCGAUUUGGAUGAAGAGAGCAGCGAAGAUCCAGAGAGCCUAGAAGUCAAAGGUUUGCAGUCUGAGUCUCAGAAGCUGUUCAAUAUCGCACAAGAACUCCUCCAUACAGAGGAAGCGUAUGUCAAAAGACUCAACCUGCUAGAUCAGGUGUUCUGUACCAAGUUGACAGAGGCAGGGAUUCCUAUGGAUGUGAUUAAUGGGAUUUUCUCAAACAUCUCCUCCAUUUACCGCUUCCACCAUCAGUUCCUGCUGCCAGAGCUACAGACACGAAUUACUCAAGAGUGGAACACAACUCCACGUAUAGGUGAUAUCCUGCAGAAGUUAGCUCCAUUCAUGAAGAUGUAUGGGGAAUAUGUCAAAAACUUUGACCCUGCAAUGGACUUGGUCAACACAUGGAGCCAGAGGACUGCUUUCAAAAGCGUGGUUCAGAAUAUCCAGAAGCAGGAUGUAUGUGGUAACUUGACACUGCAGCAUCACAUGUUGGAGCCAGUGCAGCGUAUUCCUCGUUAUGAGCUCCUCCUCAAAGAUUACCUGAAGAAACUGCCCAGUGAUGCACCAGAUAGGAAAGAUGCAGAGAAGGCUCUGGAUUUGAUCUCCACAGCAGCGAACCAUUCUAAUGCAGCCAUUAAGAAGAUGGAGAAGAUGAAUAAGCUACUGGAGGUGCAUGAACGAUUGGGUGGGGAGGAAGACAUUGUUAAUCCAGCUAAUGACCUUAUCAAAGAGGGUCAUAUAAAGAAGAUGUCUGCUAAAAAUGGCACAGCCCAAGACCGAUACCUCUACCUGUUCAAUAACAUGUUGCUGUAUUGUGUGCCUAAAUUGCGACUCAUGGGACAGAAGUUUAGCGUCAGAGAGAGAAUUGACAUAGCAGGCAUGGAGGUCCAGGAGAAUGUAAAGCAGAACCUGGCUCACACUUUUACAAUCGUCGGCAAGCAGCGGUCUCUCGAACUGCAGGCCAGAAAUGCUGAAGAAAAGCAGGAAUGGAUCCAGGUAUUCUUGGCCACAAUAGAUAAGCAAAAACAGAAAAGUGAGACAUUUAAUAAAGCCUUCAUUAGCUCCUUAUCCCGUGAUGAAGAACACGCACCUGAUUCACCGAGUCCAUGGAGUAAUGCAUCUGUCGAUUCAGAUGGAGGUGGGAAUGAAAGGAGGAGUUCGAAGAAGCGAGACAAGGAGAAGGAGACUUGUAAGGGCUGCAACGAGACAUUUCACUUCACCAAACGCAAGCACCACUGCAAGAACUGCGGAGCGGCUGUCUGUGGUAAAUGCUCAAAAGUGUCCGAGACCAAGAAUAUCCGCAUGUGUAAGCAGUGUUUCGAAGUCCAGCAAGGACCUGAUGGGACGCCAGGGGGCAAUGUUGAGCAGAAGAAAAAAACAGUGGUAGAGAAGCAGCUCUCCUUGACAGAUGAUAGUUGUGUACUAUGCAGCCAGCUCCUGGUUCAGGAGAAAGGAAAGAACUGGAUCAAGACCUGGGUGGCAAUAACAAAGGCAGAACCACUAAUGCUUUACCUACAGACUGGAGGCCAGGAUGCACGUGGAACCCGGGCGAUCUCUGUACCUGGUUAUGAGGUCAGCACAUUAACACCCUCAGAGAAGUCAGAAGGCAAACAUGUGUUCAGGCUCAGCCACUCCCAGCAUGCACUGCUCUUCAGUGCCCCGGAUGAAGAAUUAAUGGACAAGUGGGUGGAGCUUUUGUCCCAUGCUGCAAAAGGGGUGGCUUUAGAGACGUCACUAAGCCUGGGAGAACACCGUUAGAGCCGAUGAGAACAAAAUAUUGAAGCGACAGAACUUUCUUAUAGAAUUUGUUACUUGAAUUCACAUUACCUUCAGCACUUUUUUCUCCUUUAUUUUAGUUUUUAGUUCCUCUUCACUUUUUACUUGCUAUUUUCACAAAAGCACAGGCUGGAUUUGUACACAUACAUGCACUGUUCCUACUCCUCUGCCGCUGUUGUAAAGCUGGUUCCUAAAUGCACUGUUUCCUUUUUUUUUCUCUCCCCACAAAAAUCCAUUUGUAUUAUAAUAGACAAGGUUGUUGGGGAUUUUUAUUAAAUAUUAUGAGAUGUUUUUAUGAUUUUGUUAAAGGUUCAUGUGAAUUGUUAUUACAUGUUUAGCAUUAACUCACAUUCACUUUUGCAGAAAUACUGCCUCAGGCACCAUUUUCUUCACAGUGUAUUAGUUUUCUUUUCCUCUUUGCCUGCACACCAUGUUCUGCUCCUGCAACCCACUGUGGUUUUGUAGCAUCUUUUUGAAGUUCAGGCUUACGAAAGAGGAACCUUCAUUUUAAGAUGAACAAAGGUGGCGGGCCACUGAAUUAUUCUUUUACGAUAUCAUCUCAUUUCCUCUGUAUUUUUGUUAUUCGACAUGGCCCUUUUAAAUAACUCCUUCAGUACUUCUGCUGUAUUUGUACUGUAUUUGUAAGUACUGUAAGCCUUAGCUACCACCCAUAAGUGAAACAAGAGUCUUGUGAGUUUUUGAAGAUGGAUCUGCUUGUAGUAUCCCAUAUUUAUAAUUUGUGCUUUUAAAAAUUCUGCAAGCAUCCUCCUGAACAAGGAUUUUAACCUACAGGACCAGGAUAAUUGUAUUCAUUUUAAAACCAGAAGUGUUCACAAAAGGAAUUGUGUCUACAAUAAUCUUCAGAAUAAAAUAAUACCUGGGUCCAUGUUUCAUAUUUAAUUUCACUUUAUUUAUAGUUUAACCUUUGUAAUGUUUUUCUCUUUUAUGCCACACAACUGCUUUAUAUUGUGUUUUAGAGUUCCUUUGAUAUGUCUUGUAACUUGUCACACAAACAAUUUGCAGAAAUUUCUGCAGCACACACUGUGUCUUGUUACAGUAAGGCAUGUCAACAGGUUCAGUUCCUGUUGCCUGUGGUUUGCAGUUGUUGUUUUUUUAAAAGCUAAAAGUAUCUGUACUAGUGUGUUUGAAAAUGAUCUGGUUUCUACAGUAGCAAAUAAAUAUUUCCAAAUAAUGGUAAGAACAUGAAAAUCGUCACUUCCUGUGAAUGGAGUUCAUUUUUCAGGA